CUCCUAGCGGCCCACGUGACGGCGGGGCGGAAUGCUGGGUCACGGGACCGGAAGCGGCGGCGGCAGUGGCGGCGGCGGGCGGGGCGCGGGCGGCAGGGCCCUGCUGCGGCUCGCCAUGGGCUGCUGCUACAGCAGCGAGGCCGAGGCCUCCGACCAGGAAGAAGAGACGAAGCGGCUGCUGGAGCCGGCUGCCAGCCCCCCCAGCAAGGUGCUGAACGGAGCGGAGCAGAGCUACCACAGCCUGCCGGCGGCGCGCACCGACGAGCAGGCCAUGCUGUCCUCCAUCCUGGCCAAAACCGCCAUCAACAUCAUCGACGUGUCGGCAGCGGACUCGCAGGGGAUGGAGCAGCACGAGUACAUGGACAGGGCCAGGCAGUACAGCACGCGCCUGGCCAUGCUGAGCUCCAGCCUGACGCACUGGAAGAAGCUCCCGCUGCUGCCCUCGCUCACCAACCAGCCCCACCAGGUGCUCGCCAGCGACCCCGUGCCCUUCGCAGACCUGCAGCAGGUGUCCCGGAUAGCCGCCUACGCCUUCAGCGCCCUCUCCCAGAUCCGCGUGGAUGCGAAAGAAGAGCUGGUUGUACAGUUUGGCAUCCCCUGAGCCCCCCCCGCGGCACCCCCACCCCGGGGGCUGGCUUUUUGGUUUGGUUUUGG
Messenger RNA from Anas platyrhynchos (mallard), 654 nucleotides. RefSeq names its product late endosomal/lysosomal adaptor, MAPK and MTOR activator 1 (gene LAMTOR1). Gene Ontology annotation, molecular function: molecular adaptor activity; guanyl-nucleotide exchange factor activity. The record is from RefSeq and is a predicted model, not a curated record. Gene Ontology annotation, cellular component: membrane raft; late endosome membrane; Ragulator complex. NCBI's taxonomy places the organism in Eukaryota, Metazoa, Chordata, Aves, Anseriformes, Anatidae. Gene Ontology annotation, biological process: positive regulation of TOR signaling; cholesterol homeostasis; regulation of receptor recycling.